GUAGAAAUGAAUUCGAAUUUCUAAACGCUCUCAUCACGUGUUUUUUCAUAUGAAAUAUAAAAAUCAUUAAUUAUAGUACAAAAACACUGUUUCAAGACUUUUAAAUGCGUUUCCCGAAAAUAAAACAAUGGAACUGAGCUAAUAAAACAAACUAGAACUCUAUACGAUGUCUAGUUAAAAAGUUUUUCUCCGCCCGAACGAACAGACAAAGUGAGAUAUUAAGCUACCUUUUAGAAACAAGUUACAAAAAUGCGCUAAAAAAUUAAAUAACUGUCAAGUGUUUUAAAAGACAGUUUCAGCAGACCUGAGUGUGUGAGCAAAAAAGUGAGAGAUAGUAAAUAUUUGUGAUCUUUGGCGAAUUUCUCACGAAAAUUGAGACUCAAAAAUAUGUAACUAGUCUCACAUAUUCACUGAUGAGAGUUCUAUUUAAUGAUAAAGUGUAAAUUUAAGUGUUUAUAAUAGCAAAAAAAAAAAUUCUAGUUAAAUAUUUAAAUGAAUUUUAAUAAGUCGUCUAUAUCAUUAGUUUACAGUCACUCGAAGAGACUAUUACAGCGGAAACUUAAUCGUAUAAUGGCAACUCAACAAUCAUAUGAAAGUAGUAAUUUAAUGCAAAACCAGUCCGAUAAAUGGUUUAAUAAAUACGAGCAUGUAAAUAAAAUAGAUGGAUUGUUUCAAGGUGUGUCAGAUCGGUUUCAAGGGAUCACCGUCGAUUCUAUUGUAGAAUGUUGUGGUGUUGCUGAAUCGUUUGAUAAUACACUUGCAAAAUCUCUCGAGCACUGGAUUGAACAGAAAAGGCGCGCAAUAUGGUUCAAAGUUUAUCGAGAGCAGUCAACGUGGAUACCAAGUUUGGUUAAGAAUGAUUUUAAGUUCCAUCAUGCUCGCGAGGAUUUCGUUAUGAUGUACAAGUGGCUUCCAGAAAACGAAGAAAUAACUGUGCCUCCUUUCGCACACACAAUGGUCGGUGUUGGUGCUCUUGUUAUUAAUGAUAAGAAUCAAGUGCUUGUUGUCAGCGAAAAAAAUGCACUUAUUCCAAACUCAUGGAAACUGCCAGGUGGUUAUUGUGAAAUGAAAGAGAAUCUAAUUGAGGCAGCGAUUCGCGAAGUUCAAGAAGAAACGAAUAUUCAGACCAAAUUUGAGAGUCUUGUGUCAGUUCUUGCAGUCCGUCACGCACACAGUGCUGCCUUUAAUUGCAGUGACCUCUACUUCAUAAUGAAGCUUAUUCCUUUGACCGAGGAAAUCACAAAAUGUGAACGAGAAAUCGCCAAAUGUUGCUGGAUGGAUGUAGAUGAAUAUUUAAAUCAUGACAGAGUUCAUGAAACAAAUAGAAGCUUUGUUGAUCAUUGGUUGAAGCUCAAAAAUAAAGGAUUGACAUUAGAUGUUGUGGAUAAGACACAUAAGCUCUUAAACCGUGAUUAUCAGAUAUUUUAUCCAAAAGAUGUAAAUGAGGAAUCAAAAAAAGAAAAUUGAGGAUUAUUAAAAUAAAGAAAAGCUAAAUUACAGCACCUAAUUGAAAAUUUAUGAUUAAAAAUGUAA
Molecule: messenger RNA, 1533 nt
Organism: Chironomus riparius
Lineage: Eukaryota; Metazoa; Arthropoda; Insecta; Diptera; Chironomidae
Source: the annotation of a GenBank genome assembly